Centruroides sculpturatus (bark scorpion) is the source of this 1131-nucleotide messenger RNA. RefSeq names its product guanylate cyclase 32E-like. Gene Ontology annotation, biological process: cGMP biosynthetic process; receptor guanylyl cyclase signaling pathway; protein phosphorylation. The record is from RefSeq and is a predicted model, not a curated record. Gene Ontology annotation, molecular function: ATP binding; peptide receptor activity; guanylate cyclase activity. The transcript has 7 exons. Lineage: Eukaryota; Metazoa; Arthropoda; Arachnida; Scorpiones; Buthidae. The coding region runs from base 1 to 1131 and encodes 376 amino acids.
AUGAUUUAUCUUCACGACAGUCCCAUAAAAUCUCAUGGGAAAUUAAAAUCAUCAAAUUGUUUAGUGGAUAGUCGAUGGGUGUUGAAGAUAUCAGACUUUGGACUUCGGGAAUUUAAUCGUGAUUGUUCAAGAGAUGAUAUGGAAUUUGAAAAAUAUUGUGAAAGUCUUCUUUGGACGGCACCUGAAAUAUUACGAAAUCAGGAAUUUUAUCCUUACGGUACCCAGAAGGGUGAUAUUUAUUCCUUCGCCAUUAUCCUGUACGAAACUAUAGGAAGACAAGGACCAUUUGGAAAAAUAGAAAUGAGACCAUCUGAAAUUAUAAAAUGGGUUAUGAGAGAAGAGAAGCAAACAACGAUAUUUAGACCCCAAUUAGAAUUACUGGAUACGUUAAACUGUAUCAAAGAUUGCAUCAGGGAAUGUUGGAGUGAAGAUCCUCAAGAGAGACCAGAUUUUAAGACCAUUAGAACAAAAUUACGUCCUAUGAGGAAAGGAAUGAAAGCCAAUAUAUUUGAUAAUAUGCUCAUCAUGAUGGAAAAAUAUGCCAAUAACCUAGAAGUGUUAGUAGAUGAAAGAACGGAUCAACUCGUUGAAGAAAAGAAAAAAACUGAAGCACUUUUAUAUGAAAUGCUACCAAAAUACGUAGCAGAACAAUUAAAAAGAGGAAAUAAAGUUGAAGCUGAAUCAUUCGAUCAAGUAACUAUUUAUUUUAGCGAUAUUGUUGGAUUUACAAAAAUGUCAGCUGAAAGUAGUCCUCUACAAGUCGUCGACUUUUUAAACGAUUUAUAUACAUGUUUCGAUUCGAUAAUUGAAAAUUACGAUGUUUACAAAGUGGAGACAAUCGGAGAUGCUUACAUGGUAGUAAGUGGCCUACCAAUAAGGAAUGGCGAUCAACAUGCUGGUGAAGUGGCUUCUAUGGCUUUACAUCUUUUAGAAGCUGUUAAAAAAUUUAAAAUUCGACAUAAACAGGAUGAAAAAUUAAUGCUAAGAAUAGGAUUACAUUCUGGUCCCGUUUGUGCUGGUGUUGUGGGCUUAAAAAUGCCAAGAUACUGUUUAUUUGGUGAUACUGUCAAUACAGCUUCUAGAAUGGAAUCAACGGGACUUCGUACGUAUUACUUUAUGUUCUUCACCUAA